AUGAUUAAGUUCAAAAUUGAACUAGGUCUACAGGCCUGCGACACCGAAGGCGGUUCCCUCCCGGCUCACGCGGAUCCCGGCCUCGUCAACACUGGGUGUGGCCUUGGCUUCUGCCAGCUGAGGGCGAGUGCUCGGAGUGAAAGAAAUGAUGUCUUAAGAGAAGCUGAAAUUUUACACAAAGCUAGAUUUAGUUACAUUCUUCCAAUUUUGGGAAUUUGCAAUGAGCCUGAAUUUUUGGGAAUAGUUACUGAAUACAUGCCAAAUGGAUCAUUAAAUGAACUCCUACAUAGGAAAACGGAAUAUCCGGAAGUCGCCUGGCCGCUGAGAUUCCGCAUCCUGCAUGAAAUCGCACUGGGCGUGAACUACCUACAUAAUAUGAACCCUCCUCUACUGCAUCAUGACCUGAAGACGCAGAAUAUCUUACUGGAUAAUGAAUUUCAUGUUAAGAUCGCAGAUUUUGGUUUAUCGAAGUGGCGCAUGAUGUCCCUGUCACAGUCGCGAAAUAGUAAGGCUGCCCCGGAAGGUGGGACCAUCAUCUACAUGCCGCCCGAGAACUACGAGCCGGGGCAGAAGGCGAGGGCCAGUGUCAAGCAUGACAUAUACAGCUAUGCAGUCAUCAUGUGGGAAGUCUUAUCCAGAAAACAGCCUUUUGAGGACGUCACCAACCCUUUGCAAAUUAUGUACAGUGUGUCACAAGGACACCGGCCCGACACCAGCGAAGAGAGCCUGCCACCCGGUACCCCCCAUCGAGCGCGGAUGGUCGCACUCAUCGAAGGCGGGUGGGCACAGAACCCGGAUGAACGGCCGUCCUUCCUCAAAUGUUUAAUAGAACUUGAGCCAGUCCUGAGAACAUAUGAAGAGAUAAGUUUUCUUGAAGCUGUUUUGCAACUAAAGAAAACAAAGGUGCAGAGCGCUCUGAGUGCUGUCCACAUAUGUGACAAGAAAUCGGAGGCAUCUCUGAACCUCUCUCUAAAUCACGGUCCACUGGAGGAAUCCUGUGGAUUUUCUCAGUGUCAUAAAAGUAGCGGUUCUCCUGGAGCUGCCAGAUCCCUGUGCGCUGCUCAGCACGAUGGCCUUGUGUCUGGAAAAACCCCGGACCUUUCCACCCUGCUUCCCCGCCCGGCCAAUCACAGCUGGGAUGACGUGUCUGCGGCUCAGACGGCCCUGAUGUGUGACCACGAGACCGCCCCUCGCUCUUUGGCAGUACAGACACCUCUCCACUCAGAGCGAUCACAGCCUGGGGUGGCCCAGCAAUGGAUCCAGAGCAAAAGGGAGGAUGUUGUGAGCCAGAUGACCGAGGCCUGCCUCAACCAGGCGCUGGACGCCCUGCUGUCCCGGGACCUGAUCAUGAAGGAGGACUACGAACUCAUCAGCACCAAACCCACGAGGACCGCCAAAGUCAGGCAGUUACUGGACACCACUGACAUCCAGGGAGAGGAAUUUGCCAGAGUCAUAGUGCAGAAGCUGAAGGACAACAAGCAGAUGGGCCUGCAGCCCUACCCGGAAAUACUGCCCACUUCUCGGUCGCCAUCAUUACUCUUAUUUCAAAAUAAAAGCUUAUAGGGGACUCUUUUUCAAGAAGAAAAGUCAGCUUAUUAAAAGGUAUUUUGUAUUCCUCUU
This is a messenger RNA of Myotis davidii, 1620 nucleotides long. It is a transcript of the gene RIPK2, whose product is annotated as receptor interacting serine/threonine kinase 2. Bases 1 to 1563 code for a protein of 520 amino acids. Lineage: Eukaryota; Metazoa; Chordata; Mammalia; Chiroptera; Vespertilionidae. Gene Ontology annotation, molecular function: JUN kinase kinase kinase activity; ATP binding. The transcript is spliced from 12 exons. Gene Ontology annotation, biological process: positive regulation of canonical NF-kappaB signal transduction; innate immune response; regulation of apoptotic process. The record is from RefSeq and is a predicted model, not a curated record.